Patiria miniata (bat star) is the source of this 4207-nucleotide messenger RNA. RefSeq lists its product as uncharacterized. The transcript is spliced from 6 exons. NCBI's taxonomy places the organism in Eukaryota, Metazoa, Echinodermata, Asteroidea, Valvatida, Asterinidae. The record is from RefSeq and is a predicted model, not a curated record. The coding region runs from base 122 to 823 and encodes 233 amino acids.
UUGCGGCGAGGUAGGCCUAGGCCCACUUAACUUAGUUUACAAUUACAUAAAUUUGUGUAGUGUCAGUAUCAUAUCAUUACCAAUACCUGAUUAGCUAUUCUUGCAGUUGCACGAAGUUGACAUGAUGGUGGAUCUUCGCGUUAAAGUUCGAAUUUGCAUCAGCCGUCCCUCCUCAUGGCUAUGGCUGUUACUGGUGUUUCAUUUCAUACUGCAAUCCGCGACGCUGCCUGUAACUACACCCCCAAGAACUGAAGCUGACUUAAUAUGUCAAUCCAAGUUGGGUGAGAUUUUUGUCUAUGACGAGGGAGUGGGGAUUUGCGUCUCUUGCAGAAGUUGUCAGUGUGCAUACAUCACAGGGAAUCCUCACUGUGUGAAGUGCGUAGACUAUGGCAUUCUACCCUGUCAAACUACUACUGCUCAGGUGACUGCUCAGAUCACUGCCCCAGUCACUGGUACUCCGCUGCAGGAAUCCACCCCAUCCCUGCAGACGUCCAUGCAGACCACAGAAGAGACACCAUUGAUGGCCUUUAUGACAACUAUGCAGCAAAACGAUACUGCCGAGACCAAUGCGAACAACGUGGAAAAGGCAACCUGGAGUACUGUAGUAGGCUUUCCAUUGAUAGCUGUAAUGGUAACAGUCGUCGGUGUUCCUAGUCUUGUGUUUGGGGUUUUCAUGUGGAAAAGGAGGCCUAGUACUAGUGGUGCAGCCCGCCAGCAGGUGCCUACACAGGAGACCGGCAAACGGGAACCUCACCCUAGCACCGACCUGACGGGUGUUAUACCUCCUAAUCAUGAGUUUUCUGAGAACGAGUCCUGUGUUUAGGACAGGCAAAUCCCUGAGGCUUCCGAUUCCAUAUCUCGUAGACAGAGUCGCCGUUUGUCUUUUGUGUAAAAACAAACCCUGAUCAUGAUAUUCACGGAACUAAAACUAUAACAGGGGCGGAUCCAGGAAUUUUGAAUUUGUUCAGGCCUGUCAUAUUUUAUUUCACGUCUCAGUGGCGUAACAAAAUCAUUUUUAGUUUGGGGUGGGGUUGGGGUGGGGUAGAUUAAACUUUCGUUAAAAGCGCACUCGGAAAUCAGUGCUGAAUUGUAGCCAGAUUAUUUUCCCCGGACACCUGGCCUCCAUACAAUCAAAAAGUACAUAAUACGUGUGUCUGUGUGUGCUAUGUUUAGGUUAGGUUGACUCUUGUCAGCACAAUGACUUGAGAAAUACUUUACUUAGGGAAGUUGAAAUUUGGUUUGUAGGUUGUUCUUGAUAGUCUUAAGGAGCCUGUUGCUUUUGGGGCCGACAGGUCAAAGGUCAAGGUCAUUCUAUACUUAAACAACAGAAUAUGUUGUCAGCACGAAUGCUUGAGAAAUACUUUAUUUAGGAACUUCAAAUUUGGUUUGUGGGUUGCUCUUAUCCAAUCUUAUCAAGCCUAUUGAUUUUGGGUCGAAGGUCAAGGUCACUUUUGCUAAAACAAUAGAAAUGUUCCAUUUUGGUUAGGGACACUGACUUUAUAAAAACUGCCAUCAUGCCAGGGAGAUUGCGCAGGUCUCACUUGCAUUUUAAUUCUUAAAAGUUUGUUUUUGCUUGCUCGUCCUGGUGUAUUAAAGCAUAGACCUAGAAUGCAUGCACAAUAGAUAAAUUGCAUAAUGUUCAUGUUGUUAAUAAUGAGUGUAAUAGGCGCUAAUAACACCUAGCCACUAUCGCAUCAUUGUUCUUUGUUCUAUAAGGCACAAUGAAGCGAUGAUAUAUGCCUACCUAUAAGUACAAAGGAAUAAUACUUGACAUUUUUGAAUGAACUGAAUGCUGAUAGGACAAUCUUUUUCUGCCAUGAUGGUGUACUGCCAGCCUAGCUGCUUAAAUGAAUAGGGUGUGAUUACCUUUCAUUUAGAAACAAACAAACAAAGAACCCAACAAACGAACAAACCAUACCCAAGAAAAUGACUGUUGAAAGUGACAGCAUCGAACACUAGUCUGUGUACUUUAUACCCUUUUAGACUGGUGUUCCGAGUCACAUGAAACUGAACUAUUUUGAAGGUUUCCAACACAUGAGUUACUUCAUGUGCAAGUCUUUGAAAGAUUGAGUGUUGGAUCGACUCCUCAGUCUAGUCCAUGGUAAUUGUGACAUAACCUUUGCCCAUCAGAUACUAAAAUUUGUUUUGGUUGACUACAGUUUCCUUGGGCAUCGCGAGGGGAGGUGGCAGGGGUGUGGGAAAAUGUCCCCCUGCUCACCCUCGAAAAAAAUUGAGAAUGUUCUGGAAAUGUACAGGGAUCUUGGGGGGGGAGAAUGUGCUUUGCCCCCACCCCUAGAACAAAUACUGGGGACGCACAUGACAUUUGCUUGUUAUGAUUUCUGAGUUGGUGUGAUUCUGGAAAGCCAGUUUAUAUAUUUGAAGUCAACACUCUCAUUGUCACAACCUAUAUUCCGUCAUGAAAGUCACCCAGCUGCAUUGGAGUUUUCUACAUUUUGAGACAAUGCUCAGUGCUCUGAUGAUCAAUAUCUUACAUGACAAUCCAUGAAGUUGACUUUACUAUAAUGCAGUCAGCAGGAAGCACUAGCAGAAAAAAGAUUGUCUUACAUGCAACCAAUAUUGCUUAAUCCCAUCUCUGGGCCCAUAUAAGUAUAUGCCAGUUCAAUAUUUUCCUUAAUUUUGAUUUUAGAAUUUAUCUCUUUUUUGGGGAAUUAUUUUAUGAUCCACCCAAUAUAUGAGUGACUGGUCACCAAAGCUACACAUUUUUGCAAAAUGGAAAUCAAGAGGAACUACUAACAUUUUCAUAUUCACUCAAAUGUUAAAUAGAGUGAUAUUUGAAUAUGCCCUAUUUCUUUAAAUUGAAAAUUAACCGGUUAGGGGGAAAAAGUUCCUUUAAACUCUGUUUUUUGAGGAUCCAGUCACAAUAUUAGGACUUUGCCUUUCUUCCAGUAGGUCCUGCGAUGGGAUUAAGUGGUAUGAUUGAGGCAGGUUUUGUCCACUUUAUUACAAAUUGAAGGGUAUGUCUUGCUGGUUUAAGAACAGAUGUGAUGUCUUGGACGUAGAUGGGCAACAGUUACAGGGGCCUUAUUGAGUGGUAGUGUCUGUUUCUUGCAAGCCAUUCUCCUUCCAUGUUGUAAUUUUGUUUGACAUCCUGCAAAAUGUUAAUAGAUUUCCUUGAAGACAGCAGUCUUCAAUGAGGAACCUUAUUAUAUUUAUGAUGGCAGACUCCCCGUGAAUUUAUCUCACAGGGUGUCAUGGGAUAUUAAUUAAUAGCAAUUAUCAAUAAUGUUGAUAAUUGUUGAAAGAUGGAUUUACUUUCUUUUAACUUGUCUUCACAAUAACAUUUUCAAGUUGUGUAACAUGGAUCUGGUGACCUUCUUAAGAUGGCACCAAAAGUUGCUUAUACUGCAGUUUUGGGUUUAUGCAACCUGCUCCAAGGCUGCAUUCUUAUUGUAACUUUGUUUUACUCCUUUUAUGUAACCCAUGCACACACAGCAAUUUUUAUUAAAACUCUUUGUUUUAGAGUUUAUAUAACAAUUAUGUAAACCUUUACAUAACACAAAAUAGGGCUAUAUAAGUGAGAGCAAAAUAAGUCUAAGGCAAUAUUUUGAGACCCUUGGCCGGAAGGACUGACGCAAGAGACCAGAAUCUUCAAUUCUGCUGGCAAGAUUGCCAGAUAGUUUCUACCGAUGGACCAAGACAUGGAGAUCGACCAUCGAACUCAAAACUCAGCUUAACUUUCUGUAGCUGAAGUUUUGGAUCUUGGCAUGCUAAAAUUGGCCAAGACUCGUCUGUGUACAAGGCAGUGCCAUCGCUUCACUCAAGGCAGCAGUCCAAGAGUCAAGUCAAGUCAAGAGCUACGGCAACGAGACCGCAUCCCGAGGAGUCGUCUCUUCACCAGUUCAAGCAAGCAAGCAAGCAAGCAAGCAGCUAAGUACAUGUACAUGAUCAUGAACUCAAAUGAACAAUCCAAUGCCGGCUCUUGCUCUCAAUUCAAUGACAAUGUUUCUACAAUGUUUUGUAAACUGUUAUCUGAGUAAUGUAUAUUCACUGUAAAUAUGUAGUUGAAAAGGUUAAAAGAAUAUAACCGAUAGUAAUAGCAAAGUACCUUUCUUUUGUUUAUGUGUGAUGAUUUUGUUGUUGAUUGCCAAGCGCGCGGUCAUUAUGGAUUCAUGCGUAACACAGGGAAAUACUUGCUUUUGGAUAGGCUUGGGUAAUUCCAACCCCCACCCCACCCUACCCCCCCCCC